Molecule: messenger RNA, 1176 nt
Organism: Strongylus vulgaris
Lineage: Eukaryota; Metazoa; Nematoda; Chromadorea; Rhabditida; Strongylidae
Source: the annotation of a GenBank genome assembly
AUGGAACCGAAGAGCAAACUUGGCCAGCAAGCUUUGAAAAAUUUCACAUUGAUUCACUUUGUGCAAAAUCUUCGUGAACAAAACCUGCUGCUCGACUACCAACUAACAACUGACCCUUUCGUGCAAAAUGGCGCGAUUUCUAUGCUUGCAAAGGGAGAAAUUUCAUGGAGAGGACACGGAGGCACUCCUUUUCAUCCACCGAAUAUUCGGGUGCCAUUUCCACACGGAGUGCAUAUGGUGGAAUUCCUGGCAACCGACUACCUGGCUAAUUCCAUGCUUUACCAUGCUUAUAAGCAGCAUUUGAUGGAUGUAGUUGUUGGUCCAGAAAGCAGUCCUCAGCUAAAGGAUUUGCUUCAUACUUCUUGCGGAAGUGGCUUCUGCAUUGGCGAAUUCCUUGGUGCACUUGGAGACCAGUAUCCAAACCGACAAGUUGAAGUAGUAUUCACUGCAAGAAAAGCUCCGCUAAUUGUUUUCGUGGAGAAUCGUGCGCGAUUCCGGUUGCAUGGAAGGAUGAACAUGUUUGUAAGGCCCAGUAAUCGAAAUCAAACAAAAGAAAUGAUUAUUCGAUCAGACACAACUAUGACAGCGAACGUGAUUAUGUGGAUCAACGGCAGCAGGAUUGUUGGUAAUGCCACUAUUGAGAAUUUGGACUUUAAGUUAUUGGAAACAAAGAUUAGUGACGUUGACCAAGCAUCAUUUGGUGAUCUUGGUCUAUUCGGAGCGGAGUUCUUGGAGAAAUUACUAACGGAGAUACUGCAGCUAGGAAUUACUAUGCCUUCGAUGUUGGGAGUGCAGUUGAAGAGCCCUCGGUGGGUAGAAUACCUACACAGCAACGUUUUUUCACAAAUUGAUAAGUACAUAAGGUGUACGUUCGAGGCUUGCCACAAUUAUGGUCAAUGCACUAUUUUGCGUAAUACUCGCGUGAAAACUGCACCAUUUUUGAUUUUGCAUGGUUUCUGUUUCUUGAAUCGUAGUUUACGGAUAAGCGUAACUGCUCUUCUAACCUACUGCCUGACAUACGCAUUACCUCAUUAUCAAACUAACAUUUAUUCUCCCUUUAGAUUAACGUUCCACGAAAGAUAUCUGCGAGUACAGACAUAUUUCAAACUGGAUGAAAACUUUACUGGUGAUCUCGUUCGGAGCGCUGUCCGGCAAACGCUGAGCCACGUUGGAUGA